This is a messenger RNA of Drosophila erecta, 1389 nucleotides long. It is a transcript of the gene Spt3, whose product is annotated as transcription initiation protein SPT3 homolog. Gene Ontology annotation, molecular function: protein heterodimerization activity; transcription coactivator activity. The record is from RefSeq and is a predicted model, not a curated record. Bases 93 to 1250 code for a protein of 385 amino acids. The transcript has a single exon. Gene Ontology annotation, biological process: transcription by RNA polymerase II. Lineage: Eukaryota; Metazoa; Arthropoda; Insecta; Diptera; Drosophilidae.
CUUACGAUUGUCCAUCUCUUUCACAAAGGGAUUUCUCUAUUCUCUUGACAUCAGCUGUUGCGAUUGCAGUGGUGACUUUGUUUGUAAAUAAAAUGAACUACAACGCCAAGCGAGUAAUGCGCCAGAACUCGGUUUGUGUGGGGUCCAACGACAUGGCAGCGUCGCCGAUAAUGAUUGGACCUGCGCCGCCCUCGGCGCCCAGUACGCCGCAACUGCAGACCACCGAGGACAUCAAGCCACUGCAUGUGCAGCAGCGCCAGGUGAUUCUGCUGCAGAGCGGAGGCAUACCGACGAAUUCCUCGCCGCAGCAGGUCAACCUAGCUGGACAGAAUGUGGCCGGUGGCGCCAGCGGCAGCAACGUCGCCAACGUCCUGAUUCCGGAUGAUGCACCUGUCUCACUGCUCACAGAGAUUGCGGAUAUCAUGCGUAGCUUUGGCGACAGCGAUCAGCCCAGGACGGCAAGUAUUAAGCUGGUUGAGCAGAUCCUGCAGCAGCAGCUGCGCGGCAUCUUCAAUGAGGCUUCGCUGGUGGCCAUGCGGCGGAAGCAGAACCCAUGUCCAUCACAGGCCGACUUUGAGUUCCUGAUGCGCAACCAUCCGGUGAAGAUAGCGCGGAUGCGAAAGCACCUCAAGGAUAUGCGCAUACUUAAAAGGUUUCUUAGUAUCCGCACGGGAAGGCCGCAGGACUUCAUGGACGACUUGGAGCAGCAGGAGGAGGACGAGGAGCUGGCCAUCGAUGUGUACGAGCUACACGACGAGGACCGCAUGCGAAGAUUAUUUCGUGCAGAUCGUAUCUCGCAGAUACUUACGGGUCAGCAGUACCUGGAGUUCAAUGAGGCGCGCAAGACUUCCUUCUACUGUCGUCAUGGGGAGAAGAUCAAGAACAAGUUCCGUCGCUUUCUGGACCUGCCAGCGGACCUACGCAUCCCCACGCCCACCAUGAACAUUUUGGCCUAUUUGGCGCAUGAGACCAUUGCCGCCAUUGUCGACUAUUCGAUCCUGACGCGCCUGAACUCGGACAACCGAGCGACCGAGCCCUACAGCCGUGUGACCUCCGCCGGCGGCAGUCCGGCUAUGAUGCACGUCUGUCCGGAGGUCACACAGGGUCGCGGCAUGGAGGUGGUCAAGCCAAUCAGUGUACCGGAGAUCCAUGAGGCCAUGCGUCGUUUCCGGCAAAUGAGCAGUCGGAAGAUUGGGCGGUAUCGCAACUCUUGUGACAUCGAUUUCCGGCGCAGUUUUCUAGCUAUUUAAGUUCCUGGCAAUCUUUUAAUAUAUUAUUGAUUUUAUUCACACAUUAGUUGAUUGUACUAUUCAUUUAAAUUAAUUCAAUUCUUUCUUAUUAAUCUGCUCCACAUUUAAAUUAUACAAAAUAUAAAAUAAAGCCGUUUGG